This is a messenger RNA of Dreissena polymorpha, 2067 nucleotides long. Its product is annotated as dehydrodolichyl diphosphate synthase complex subunit DHDDS-like. Gene Ontology annotation, biological process: polyprenol biosynthetic process. Gene Ontology annotation, molecular function: ditrans,polycis-polyprenyl diphosphate synthase [(2E,6E)-farnesyl diphosphate specific] activity. Lineage: Eukaryota; Metazoa; Mollusca; Bivalvia; Myida; Dreissenidae. The record is from RefSeq and is a predicted model, not a curated record. Gene Ontology annotation, cellular component: dehydrodolichyl diphosphate synthase complex; endoplasmic reticulum. The transcript has 8 exons. The coding region runs from base 94 to 1122 and encodes 342 amino acids.
AAAUUUGACCUAGUUUUCAGAAGUUGAUAUUUAUGACGUCAUUUCGGGAAAUCCCUCGUGAUAGUGGGUUUCCGUAUUUACACACAAAAAGUAAUGACUUGGUUUCCAGAGAAACGAACACAGGACACAUGGCUCCAUCGUAUGUGUGGUCGCAUUUUGAAGUCGGGCCCAAUUCCAAAGCACAUUGCCAUUAUUAUGGAUGGGAACCGUCGAUUUGCAAAGAAAAACAGUAUGGAAAGAGCUGAGGGUCAUUUAAAAGGAUUUGACAAACUGGCAGAGACACUGGAGUGGUGCCUCAAUCUGGGUAUCAUCGAGGUGACAGUGUACGCCUUCAGUAUAGAGAACUUCAAGCGUUCCAAGGAUGAAGUGGACUGCCUUAUGGAACUUGCACGCCAGAAAUUCGCACGAUUGCUGGAAGAAAAAGAGAUGAUAGAGAAACAUGAAGUGUGUGUACGAGUUCUGGGAAACAUUGCUCUUCUUCCUGAGGACGUGCAGAGAACCAUAGCAGAGGUUGUCAGCCUCUCCAAACAUAAUACAAGGGCCAUACUGAAUGUGUGCUUCUCUUAUACAUCUAGAGAUGAAAUCUGUACUGCUAUGAAAGAAGUUGUGAUGGGAGUAGAGGAAGGCGUCUUACAAGAAAGUGAUAUAUCAGAUCAGCUGCUGGAGCGGUGUUUGUACACGAACCAUUCUUCAAACCCAGAUCUCCUGAUACGAACAUCGGGUGAAGUCAGACUAAGUGACUUCCUACUUUGGCAGAGCACUUUCAGCGUGUUGUCAUUCCUGGAGGUGUUGUGGCCAGAUUUCAGCAUUUGGCAUUUGUAUGCAGCCAUUAUACACUAUCAACGAAAUUAUGAUGCAGUCAUGAAGGCAAAAGCAAACAACCUACAAAACAGAGAAAGACUGCUGCAAGAAUCUGACAAGAAAUGUGUUCUACAAGAGAUGAAAAAGUGUUCAGACUGUGAAAAUGACAAAGUUCACCAUGAGGACCUUGACCUUUGUAGCCUAAGAGACAAGGUCAUAGAGUACGCAAAAAAGAGAAAACAUAGGGAGGAUCUUUUUGUGAAUAAACUGAACGAGAAACGAGACCUAUUUCUUGCAUCAAAACUAGCACCUGUUAAAUAGACUUUUGGUUUGGGGGGGGGGGGAUUUAGUGAAAUUAAAAUUCUAAUAUUUAUUAAAGAUUGGUUAAUAAGUUGUAUUUGUUUUUGCUUUACUGGAAAAUAUUAUUUGGAAUGGUGUAUAUUUGUUAAACCAAUAUAAUUACUGUCAGAGAUAGUAUUAUAAAUUAUGCAUUUUAUAUGGAAUAUUCACUGUUAUUGUAUAUUUACACUGGUAAUCUUUGCAUGCAAAGAUAAAACCUAUGCAUGUAUUAUUUUUAAUUGAUAAAAGCCAACAGAUGGCUUUAAUGCCCCCAGUAGGGUGGCAUAUAGCAGUCGCACCGUCCGUCUGUCUGUCCGUCACACUUGUGCGUUUAGGUUGAAAAAAGCUCAAAACUUCUAUGUCCCUUCAGAUGUAACCUUCAUAUUUGGUAUGCAUGUGUAUAUGGACAAGGCCUUUCCAUACGCACACAGAUUUUGACCUUGACCUUGAAAUAAUGGUCCGCAUUUAGGUUUCGAAAUCUGCGUUUAAGUUUCGAAAAACCAUUUUUCAGGGGCUGUCUUCUGAUGGAGACAGCUCUUGUUUGAAACUCAAAAUCCUUGAUGGUGUUUUGGGAAAGUUUAAGUCUGUUGUGCUUUUUAUUUAAUGCUAACACAUAACAAAAUUGAAGUACAUUUCUUAAAAUGGUAAUUGUAAUUCCCUCAUUCCUGUAUUCUCUGAUCAGAAUAACUGAUGUGGGUAAAUUUCACCACAGUAGAGCUUUACCCCAUUAUUUGUGUUCAAGAACUGUGUGAUUGGCAAUUGUAAACUACUCCUGUUGUUUACAAUGACAGACCUUAUAAAUUUUGACGGUUUAUAGUGGCGUGUAAUCUUUAAAAAUAUAUAAUAAUUGACUGGCAUUUAUAUCAAGAUGGCAUUACUGUUAAAAAUUAUAAAGGACUUCUCAGAAAAUAAAAGUAAAAACCAUUA